Messenger RNA from Archocentrus centrarchus (flier cichlid), 3239 nucleotides. RefSeq names its product PR domain containing 4 (gene prdm4). NCBI's taxonomy places the organism in Eukaryota, Metazoa, Chordata, Actinopteri, Cichliformes, Cichlidae. The coding region runs from base 106 to 2781 and encodes 891 amino acids. Gene Ontology annotation, biological process: regulation of gene expression. The record is from RefSeq and is a predicted model, not a curated record. Gene Ontology annotation, cellular component: nucleus. Gene Ontology annotation, molecular function: DNA-binding transcription factor activity, RNA polymerase II-specific; protein binding. The transcript is spliced from 12 exons.
CGCGGGGAAGGAGGACUGUCAUGGCCCCGUUCAUGGAGGUAUUGUGUUGCAGGGAGAGACAUGUAGAAGCACGGCUACCACAGGACCUCAGCUGUUAAAUUCAGGAUGAAUGACAUGAACCUGAGUCCUGUGGGCAUGGACCAGCUCAGCGUGCCCUCAGUGAGUGCCAGCCACCUGGGUCUGCCCACCUCCCCCACACACAAUCCCAUUCCCACUCCAGGUAUGCCGGUAGCCAUCCCCAGUCUGGGUCCUUCCCUUGGUUCUCUGCCUUCAGCCUUAUCUCUGAUGCUCCCCAUGGGUCCACUGAGUGACAGAGGAGUGAUGUGCGGUCUGCCUGAAAGGAAUUACUCCUUGCCCCCUCCACCAUACCCCCACCUGGAAAGCAGCUACUUCCGACACAUAUUGCCAGGCAUUCUGUCCUACCUGGCAGACCGUCCACCACCUCAGUAUAUUCAUCCCAGCAGCCUUAACAUGGAUGGCACGCUGUCUGUGCCCAGCAACAGUUCCUCAGGUCUGGACCCCUACAGUGGACCUGGAGGCCCACUGGAGCAGGGCCUUGUGCCCAUGGACUCCAGGCAAGUCAGCGGUCAGGGAGACCUUCACCAGACCGGUGCUCAUGAACUGGACUCCACAGGGCUGGCCAUGGAGUCACGUGUUAGCAGUCCCAUGUCCCCUGACCGGAUGGGGGAGGAACUGGCCACAAUGGAUGGAGUUGGGGUGGUGGCGGUACCUGACACCCAGCAGCAGCUCGGAGGAGGGAGGCAGCCUCAGCCUCACGAGGGCCUGACGGGGGUGGACUCUACUGGUGGGGUGAUGCCUCUGCAUGGACCUCCUGUGCUUGAACUGCCAGUAGUAAUGGAACCAGAUCAUAUGGGAGGGCGAGUGGGCAACUCGGGAGGAGGAGGAGCAGGAGGACUUGGGGAGCAGCUUCAUGCGAAUGGGGAGCUGAACUCAGGUGUUGUAAGUGUGGUGCUCACCAGCUCCAUGGCCAACCAGAACCAGCUGGAGCCAGUGUCUCUGCAUGGACACUCUGGGAUGGGGCUGGAGGCAGUUAACGUGUCCCCCAUCACUGCAGAGGUGUCUUUGGGGCCAGAAAACAACCUGGUGCUGGUAAACUCGACGCUGCAGCUCGAGGAUUCUACUUCUAACAAGGAGAACAUGGUGAACGCAUAUGGCAUCUGGUGCACACUGUGUGAGCGCUCAUAUACCUCAGACUGUCCAGAGCAUGGCCCAGUCACUUUUAUCCCAGAUGCACCGAUCCAAAGCCGGGCUCGUCUCUCUCUCCCCCGUCCGCUGUGCCUGCGUAUCUCUGUUGCUGACGAACCGCUCGGAGUUUUUGCACGGGACGUCAUUCCUCCAAGGACCUGCUUUGGACCAAUGGUUGGCCAGCAUUGUAGUAACGUGAACCUUUCUGAUUGGCCAGAAAAGGACACACCUCAAAUAUGGAAGAUGUACCACAACAACGUGCUGGAGUUCUACAUAGUGACGACGGAUGAGAACGAAUGCAACUGGAUGAUGUUUGUCCGAAAGGCUAGGACACAUGAAGAGCAGAAUCUGGUGGCAUACCCUGCCAAUGGUAAACUCUUCUUCUGCACAACCACUGAGAUCCACCCGGACCAGGAGCUGCUCUUCUAUUAUAGCAGAGACUACUGCAGGCUGAUGGGUGUUCCUCAGGUGCCUGAGGGUCAGAUCUGCCAGUGUGGCAAAGAGUGCUCCUCCUUCUCUGAGCUUAAGUCUCAUCUCAGCAACCAUAACAGCAACCACAGCCAUACCCAGCCUCCACAAAGCCACAGCCCAUCACAGCAGGACCACAGCCAGCAACAGCAGCAACCACCACCAACUCAGCAACAGCAGCAGCAACAACAGGAGCAGCAGUCACAGCAACACGCUCACCAGGAAGAGAAGCUGACAAAUGAAACCUCAAGCUCCUCCUCUUCCCCGUGGCCCUGUCACAACCCUGCUGCAGGGCAGACAAACACUGACAACAGCAGCAGCGGGGGUGGGAGUGAUAGAACCUCUGAUAACAUUACCUCCAGGGUAAAAGGUCAGGGCAACAUGCGGGAGAAGAAAUUCAAGUGCAGCAUGUGUACCCGGGCUUUCAUUACAUCCACUAAGCUCAAUGUGCACUUCAUGGGACAUGUGGGUUUAAAACCUCACAAGUGUGAGUACUGCAGUAAGGCCUUCAGUGACCCCAGCAACCUCAGGAUGCACCUCAAGAUUCACACAGGUCAGAAGAACUACAGAUGCACAGUUUGCGAGAAGUCGUUCACCCAGAAGUCCCACGUGGCGUCACAUAUGCUCAUCCACACCGGCGCGGAGAAGCUCAAGUGUGACCUCUGCGAUCGAGCGUUCAUCAGGAAACAUGACCUGAAACAGCACAUGUUCUCUCACACACACGAGCGGCGGAUUCAGUGCCCAAAAUGCAACAAACACUUCCUCAAGACCAACCACCUGAAGAAGCACAUGAACUCUCACGAGGGUCGACGAGACUUUGUCUGCGAGAAGUGCAACAAAGCCUUCCUCACCAAAUACCACCUCACACGUCACCUCAAGAUAUGCAAAGGGCCCAAGACGGAAAGGACGUCCCGUAAGGAGCAGGAUGUUGACGAGGAAGAUGAGGAAGAAGAAGAGGAAGAGGAGGAGGAGGAGGAGGAUGAUGAUGAUGAUGGCAGAGGGGGAAGAAGAGGAAGAGAGAGACUGGUUGACACAGCCAAUAAUGAGGACUGUGGUUUAGAUGUUGGAGGAUAUAACUCUGAGAAGUCCCUGUCACCCCCUCAUUGACGACACUGUGCCUGUUGAGAUCUUUUAUUUAUUUACUUCACUAAAGUAUCGAUGUUUACCUCUCAUUUUUUUUUUUUUAAUUACUUUGUUAAACUGUAACUAACAUAUUUGGGCAUCAGUACAAUCAAACUGCCACAUUUUGUUUAGUUUCCUCACAAAAGCUGCUAAAAUAAUCUAAGAUCUGAUUGUGCUUCUGUAACAUUUCUCUCUUUUCAUGAACUCAGGCCCGUGUAAUAUUACUGGUUGUUGGGUUCCAUAUAAGCUAUCAUUUAUUUAUCCUUAAUCCUAAUUCCUCAACUCAGUAACGUGGCCGAUCAGCCUUUUUAGUUGCACAGUAAUAUCAUGGGUGUAUUGGCAUUUAUAGUUAUCCCACACUGAGUGUUAAAAUAAUGUUGCAGCUCCAUCCUGUCUAAUGCAUAUUUUAAUAAAUGAACAGCUGUGUUAUAUAACUGACUGAU